Puma concolor (puma) is the source of this 1446-nucleotide messenger RNA. RefSeq names its product LanC like glutathione S-transferase 2 (gene LANCL2). The record is from RefSeq and is a predicted model, not a curated record. Gene Ontology annotation, biological process: carbohydrate metabolic process; peptide modification. NCBI's taxonomy places the organism in Eukaryota, Metazoa, Chordata, Mammalia, Carnivora, Felidae. Gene Ontology annotation, cellular component: plasma membrane.
AUGUCUCACGGGAUUGGCAAGGCAGCCCAUGAACUAGUGUACAAGAAGAGCCCAGUAUGGGACCUCGUGCUAAAAACCCCAUUGUACACUCAGGAGAAAAUGGUAGUGAAAAAGGCAAAUAAUAGAAGAGAGUUCUUCUUGCUGGACUCCACUGUCUACCUGAGUGCUCAGGGCGCUCAGUGUCCGGUCACACACCUCGCAAGCGAUGAGUCUGACUCGCAGAGCUGCGCUCGCCCCCAGCCCACCACCGACGAGCUCGGCCUCCCUUUUCACAACGACGGAAAGAUCAUUCAUAAUUUCACAAGGCGAAUCCAGACCAAAAUCAAAGAUCUUCUACAGCAAAUGGAAGAGGGGCUCAAGACAGCUGAUCCACAUGAUUGCUCUGCUUAUACUGGUUGGACAGGCAUAGCCCUUUUAUACCUGCAGCUGUACCGGGUCACAUGUGACCAGACCUACCUGCUCCGAUCCCUGGAUUAUGUAAAGAGAACACUUCGGAAUCUAAAUGGCCGCAGGGUCACUUUCCUGUGUGGAGAUGCUGGACCCCUUGCAGUAGGAGCUGUGGUGUAUCAUAAACUCAAAAGUGAUUGUGAGUCCCAGGAAUGCAUCACAAAACUUCUGCAGCUCCAGAAGACGAUUGUGUGCCGAGAUUCGGACCUUCCCGAUGAGCUGCUGUAUGGACGGGCAGGUUAUCUGUAUGCCUUACUCUACCUGAACACAGAGAUCGGCCCGGGCACCGUGUGUGAGUCAGCUAUUAAAGAGGUAGUCAAUGCCAUUAUUGAAUCAGGCAAGACCCUGUCAAGGGAAGAAAGGAAGGCUGAGCGCUGUCCACUGUUGUAUCAGUGGCACAGGAAGCAGUAUGUUGGAGCAGCCCACGGCAUGGCUGGAAUCUACUACAUGUUAAUGCAGCCAGCAGCAAAAGUGGACCAAGAGACCUUGACAGAAAUGGUGAAACCUAGUAUUGAUUACGUGCGCCACAAGAGAUUCCGAUCUGGGAAUUACCCUUCGUCGUUAAGCAAUGAGACCGAUCGCUUGGUCCACUGGUGCCACGGUGCCCCGGGCGUCAUCCACAUGCUUACGCAGGCUUACAAGGUCUUUAAGGAGGAGAAAUACCUGAAAGAAGCCAUGGAGUGUAGUGAUGUGAUUUGGCAGCGAGGUUUGCUUCGCAAGGGCUAUGGUAUCUGCCAUGGGACGGCUGGGAACGGCUAUUCUUUCCUGUCCCUGUACCAUCUCACACAGGACAAAAAGUAUCUCUACCGAGCUUGCAAAUUUGCAGAGUGGUGUCUAGAAUAUGGAGCACAUGGGUGCCGCAUUCCUGACAGACCUUAUUCUCUCUUUGAAGGCAUGGCUGGGGCGAUUCACUUUCUCUCCGACAUCCUGGUACCAGAGACAUCACGGUUUCCAGCAUUUGAACUUGCCCCUUCGCAGAGGGAUAAAAAGAUGCAGUGA